Papaver somniferum (opium poppy) is the source of this 1404-nucleotide messenger RNA. RefSeq lists its product as uncharacterized. The record is from RefSeq and is a predicted model, not a curated record. The transcript is spliced from 2 exons. Bases 1 to 1404 code for a protein of 467 amino acids. NCBI's taxonomy places the organism in Eukaryota, Viridiplantae, Streptophyta, Magnoliopsida, Ranunculales, Papaveraceae.
AUGUGCAAGUUCUUCUCGGCAGGCUUGGAAGGCGAGGCGAGGAAAUGGUUUUACAACCUCGAACCAGGGAUAAUUUACAGUUACGAGACUCUAGUCGAAGCCUUCCUUGAAACGUACAUGCACAACAGCAGACCUCGGUCCAGGGUCAACAAGUUAUUCACCUUGGCCAGACGGUUUAGAGAACCUCUCAGAUCCUUGACCGAUAGAUGGAGAAAUUUGUGUAUGGAAAUUGGGAAAGUACCAGUCGACCAGCAGAUAUUCAGGUUCGAAAAUGCACUUGGGAGAUCGGAUCCCAUCUGGGUAGACAUGUUCACUGAGAAACCACAAAUGUUGAAAGAAAUGAGGAAAAUGCAAGAGCAUUUCAUCUCCAUAGAAGAAAUCCAGGAAGAGUCAAGAGAUAGAGGAGUGCAAGAAGCUAGUGCAGCGCCCGAGUCAGCGUCGGACGAUACUCAAAGACGGCCCGAGAAGAGACCAAGUUCCCCCGUGCGAGGAAAUGAGAAGAAGGAAUGGAUAGCUAAAGGGAAGAGCCCAAGUCACGAGGCGAGAACAGAUGGUUAUCUGAGACAGUUCGUCCGACAUCCAGCCCAUACGACCGCAGUUCCCAAUGCACCAGUUCAUCAGGUUCAGAUCGACAGAUCCACACAGUUUGUCAACACGAUUUCGCAUUCCUCCACUCAAGCGUACAUUCUGAAUCCUGGAGUAGUGUCUAGAAUCCACAAGAGAGAUCAUAGUGGGAAGGAAAUUUUCAGUGUAGCAAAGGCUUUGCCUAUGGAACCAUGGAUGGUGCGACCUAUCUUUUUCUCGGCCCAGGAUAUACCGAUGAACGGCCAAGCUCACAGUGAUCCUUUGGUUAUUACCCUGCUAAUUGAGGAAUGGGGGGGGGGGGGGGUAAGAAGGAUACUAGUAGAUAAUGGGAGAUCAGUCGAAGUACUCUUCUACGAUACGUUCAAAAGGAUGGAGUUGUCAGAUUAUAUACUUGUCCCAUCGACAUAUCGUAUCUAUGGUUUUAAUGGGACCGUAACCAUCCCAAAGGGCAAAGUAACUCUAAGGGUAUCAGACGGAGGUGGUUACCUAGAUACUUUAACCACAUUCUGCGUGGUUGACGUCUCCUCGCCCUAUGAAGCUAUAGUCGGAAGACCAUGGAUCGCGGGAAUCAAAGGAGUGGCAUCGGCCUAUCAUCAAAGGCUACGAUUCCCAACGUACAAGGGGAUAGACGAGUUCGUAGGAGUUCCACAGGCAACCCGAGAAUGCAUGCAUGUCAAUGCCCAGAUAAAUGAGGAGAGGCGAGCACGACAAAGGGGAGAUAAGAAAAGGGCUAAAGAAGCCAAAGUCACGGAAGAACUGGAAAGAGUUAUUUCGCAGGCGAUCAUGACUUACGAAGCACAAGGAAACGAGCCUUCAUAG